Molecule: messenger RNA, 1257 nt
Organism: Phycomyces blakesleeanus NRRL 1555(-)
Lineage: Eukaryota; Fungi; Mucoromycota; Mucoromycetes; Mucorales; Phycomycetaceae
Exons: 5
Coding region: 1-1236 (411 amino acids)
Molecular function (GO): nucleic acid binding
Source: RefSeq, a predicted model, not a curated record
AUGGCUUGUUUGGCUGGUAAUUUCCAAAUAAGAACCAGUUUCGAUUAUGCAUUUAUAUCAGACGAAGCAUAUUUCGAAAUUUUAUGCACAUGUACGAUCAUGGAAAAGUAUUGCGAGUGUCAAGGGUCAUUUUGUAGAAACUUUGAAUUCCAGGAAGCGUCUCAACAAGUACAGUUUGGAAGUAUCUUCACGAAUGGGGGAUAUAUCUUUAGAAAAAAUUCCAAAGGCAUUUAUUACGAUGGUCAUGAGAGAGCCGAUGUUAUUGAAUAUCGAAAGAAAUGGGCAAAUCGAAUGAUGGGCUGUAAGACGAAGAUGGCGAGAUUUAGCGAGAAUGAUGAAGUAACUAUGCCACAGCUAUCAACUGAUGAAAAAGCUAUGUGGCUAGUGGAAGGUGAAAAUCCAAUUCGAAAGAAGGGUCCUGGCAUGUCACUUAUGAUUAGUGAAUUCAAAUGUGCAUGCCAUGGUACAAUGUCUAAUGGUGCAUGGUCUAGUCGGGAGGUAUUCCAUCCUGGAGCCGAUAGAGACGGGUACUGGACUAGUGCUCAUAUGUUGAAGCAAUUGGAGAGUAACGCAAUUCCUCUAUUCGAAGUAAUUCACCCUGGAUGUAAGGCCGUCUUUGUAUUCGAUCAAAGUACAAACCACAAGGCGUACAGUCAAAAUGCUUUAAUAGCAAACAAAAUAACCUUAGGUGACAAAGAGGUUGAAGAAGAUGAUCUUUGUACACUGAGGGAUACUACUUUUGUCCGGGAUGGUGAAGAACAAGUACAGUCUAUGUACUACGAGAAGGACGAGUGGUUCACAAAGAAGAGCGGGCAGUGGGUGACGAAGAAGGUGAAAUACGUGAAGGGUGUCCGUACAAUCCUAGAGGAGCGUGGUAUGUGGUUGGAGAAGGACCCAUACAAUCCUACUUCUCAGCCAGAUUUUAUGUCACAGAAAACUGCUCUUCAUGAGGCUGUCGAAGUAUCUGGUCACAUCUUCGAAUUGUACCCGAAGUUCCAUUGCGAAUGCAAUUGGAUCGAGAGGUACUGGGGUUCUGCAAAGCGUGAAGUUCGUCUUCAGUGUGACUAUACUUACAAUUCCCUGGAUAAGAAUAUUCAUACUUUUCUUGAUAAUGCUGGAAAGCUUUCUAACGUCCGCAACUAUUAUAACCGAUCAUGGCGUUACAUUGAGGCAUACAGCCAAGACAUGAAUGUGAAAGAAGCCCAUGAUUCUGUCAAGCAAAUUCAUUUCAAAUAAAUAUAUAAUAUCAAUUUCUCU